UCAUUCGGCUGCAGGUAAGAGCACGGGAUGAGAGCGGCUACUGUUACUCGCCCUGAGGUCACGCUCAGCACAAAACCCUCUGGAAUCCUGUCCUGCUGUCUGACUUGCUACAACACUGACUGACGGCAAAGUGUCGUGAAAUAGAGGGUGUAAGAAGAGGGGGGCUGGUCCAGAGACUGGGAUAUAAUGGCUGUGUUGUAUAGGCCUGUGCUAACCAAUGGACCACCUGAAGAUAGUCCCAUGCUCAGGAGAGCCUCUCUGGAACAGCCCAAGGGGACCGAUGAGGAACAGAAACCCACUGUCUCAAGCUCCACUUACAAACAAAGGAGCGAGGAAUUUCGGAAGAUCUUCAAAGAGCUCCCAGAAAGCGAGAAACUGAUAGUAGAUUACGCGUGUGCCUUACAGAAGGAGAUUUUACUACAGGGGCGAAUCUACCUCUCCGAGAACUGGCUCUGCUUCCACAGCAACAUCUUCCGCUGGGAAACUACAAUAUGCUUACAGCUCCGGGAUAUCACUUCCAUGACAAAGGAAAAAACUGCUCGGCUUAUUCCAAACGCCAUACAGGUCGGCACAGAGAACGAGAAGCUCUUCUUUACAUCGUUUGCUACAAGAGACAGAAGCUUCCUAAAUAUCUUUCGCAUGUGGCAGGAUGUGCUUCUGGAUAAGACGCUGAGCAAGAAGGAAUUCUGGCAGCUGGUUCAGCAGAGCUAUGGCACUGAGCUUGGCUUGAAUAAUGAGGAGAUGGAGCACAUGUCUGUGCCAGUGGAAGAUAAUGGGCAGACAAGGGUGUUGGGAAGAUCAGUUACAGAGGAUUGUGUAGAAAAGCCAGAGAAAAUGCCCCGGGGCUCCUCCAUCUCGCAGGUCACAGAGACUGAUUCGCCUAUAUUUAAUCCCAUGCAGUUGAUUUUGAGGCAAACACAAGCAGAAGAGAGUCAGGGGGAGAAGGCAGGAGGCAAGAGCCCCCAGUUAAGCACAGAAAGAAAGCACAGCCUCCGUGCCCACAUUGGAUCCCCUGCUCUGGCUCUGGACCUAAACGGCAAUGAAAACCAACAUUUGGACAGGAGCAGCUUAUCUGAUAGUGGGGAUGAAGACCCCCACAAAUGUGUGUUCUGUGAAACAGAGGAUCCCAAGUACCCAGAGGAGCAGAUAGAAGGGAAGCUCUACAUUAACCGCGUGUAUCACAUCAGCGCAGAGAGGAUGUUCCAGCUUCUCUUCACCCAGUCGCGUUUCAUGCUCAACUUCAUGACAUCCCGCAAAAUGUUUGACCUGGAAUAUACCCCCUGGCAGCCAGACAGCAACGGAAAGCAGACAAGGACCCUCAAUUACACCAUCACCAUUAACAACCCGCUGGUGGGAAAGUUUACCACAGCCACAGAGAAGCAGGUACUGUACAAAGGGAACCAAGGAGAGCAGAGCUACUUGGUGGAAGUGGAGGUUCUCACACAUGAUGUGCCUUAUCACGACUACUUUUACACUGUGAAUAAAUACAGCAUUAUAGGAAUGUCCCAAGACAAAUGCAGGUUACGGGUCUGCACAGAUGUCAAGUACAGAAAGCAGCCCUGGGGCCUGGUCAAGACUUUCAUUGAGAGGAACUCGUGGAGUGGCCUGGAGGAUUACUUCAAGCAGAUGGAGUCUGAUCUGAUGAUAGAAGAAAACAGUUCAGGUUCCUCAUUAGCCGAGGCUGGAAAAUCCACGAGGAGAAGAAGAAGGAAUCAGAACCGCAGCCUGGGGGAGAACCUUCCCAAACAUGGCAGCCAACAUGAUCCAACACAUAUGGGACUAGAUAUGAGGAGUGAUCAAACAGGCAGGAAAAGAGGUGCCGAGGGAAGGAACACUAGACUGGUACUAGUAAUGAGUAUCUUCCUGGUUCUGUUGGUCCUACUCAAUGUCACCCUGUUCCUAAAGCUGAGUAAGAUUGAGCAAGCAGCCCAAAGCUUCCAGCAAGCUCAGCACAAGCAGGAGCACUAUGCCAGCAUCCAGCCCGAUGGGAUUGCUGGAGCGGAUCAGCCCUACAAAGAAAAGGUAUUCGGACCAGGGUUAAGGGGACUUCUAAAGGACUCCAUUUCCACCAUUGAGCAGCUGAAGAAUUCUCUGCUCCUCCUUCAGAAAAGCUUCGAUCUGCUCAACAGGACGAGGGAAGAGGGGGCUGCUGGGAGUUAGCACCCUGACAUGACUUUGGGGUGGGGGUAUAUUUUCCAUGAAGGAGAAGCGUUUGGGAGUUGUAGUUGCAGAGGAUUGGUUACAGAGACUGGGGACGUAACUCACGAGCGGCUCUGCCACAACAACCUCGGGGCCCAGUUUAACCCCAGGGAAGUUUUCUGCUGGCGUCACCCCCUUGUUCUCCCUUUUAUUUAACUCCUACGUUGUAUUUGUGAAUUGUAAUUCUGUUUUCUAAUGUUCUAGAGUUCUUGCUGGAUGGAUGGAGCCGACUGACAGGAGAAUAGCUGGAGGCCGGGGGGUGACUGCUCCCUGUCCCUCACUUUCCCAAAUUUCCGUUAGGGGUUAAUGAAGGGAAUAUUUAGCUGGGAAUAGCUCAUGCUUUGCCCAUUUGUGUCAGUGUCACCCCCAAACCCAAUUGUAUGGGGAUCAUAAUCUAUUCACACCGGCAGCCCUUACAUUGACUGUAUGGGAGAGACUGGCAUUGCCCCUGCCCAGGACUCUGUUUUUUAAUUUGUCCUUUAACUGUCAUUUUAUCCUUAGCCCAGGUGCCAUUUGGCCCAUUUAUAUUUUAAUUUCCUUGGACAGAACCUAUAGACUGGCCGUUUCUGAUCUUCCCUCUCAAUCUUGAGGAGGAUCAAGUAGAUUUUGGAGGGUGUGUGCCUAUUGGGUCCCUUCAGAACCCGCCUCCUCAGGGUCACAUGGCAUUUGGGCGGUUUCUCCCAUUAAAUACAGAGGAAUGUGACAGUUGCAAGGUUUGAAUUUCCGUUUUCCUUUGUAUUUUAUUUCUUUGGGGGCUAGAGAUUUAUAUUCCGGGUCUAAUGCCCCCAAAUACCUGAAGGUGGGUAAUUUAUUGUAUAGUGUGGCUACUGAUUAUUUAUUUGGGUGCUGGUAUCAGCUGCACUGCUGUCUUCUCUUUGGUGCCUUAUACAAGAGCUGUCUGUUCUGUAUAGUUUAACUACAGCUCCCAGCAACCCCUACGUCCCAUUUACAGAUUCUCCCUAUGUCGCCCCCUGAAUGGUUUCUCUCUCUGAAAGUGAUUCAUAUCUGAAACAGGAAGGAUAUAACGUUUCCCGAUGUCCAUUCCUGUGGCCCCUUCAUCCUACAAUUUGGCUACCACCCUAGGGCUGUGCUUAUUGGCAGCUGGUCCUGUCAUUCAUAUGACUAUCCAGCCCUCAGUACAUAUCCCGCCCCCACAGCUAACAGGACAGGCAGGGACUGGCAGUUAAAGGGUAACUAUACAGCGAGUGCCAGCUCUGAGCCAAAUAUCCAGCACUUGUAUUGCACCACAAUUAGGGAGACGCUUUCCCCACACCCACCUUAUUCAUCUGAACCCAGAAUGUACUGUAUAGCACUGGCAGAGCCAAGGGCAGGUAUGGGAUCUGUUAUCCAGAAAGCCCUGAAAUGCACCAGUGUUAUUUCCCAUAGAGUUCUAUUUAACCCAUUUAUUUCUGAGACAAAACCUUGUAACCAAUGGGAGCGGAGCUGCAGAACUCCAUGUUGGUGGCACAACAGUCCCAUUGGGUUUUUCUGAUGUUUAGAAGCCUUAAAGUACAGUGACCCAAAUUAUGGAAAGAUCCGUUCCCAGAAAAUCUAUAGGUGAAUAGUGAGUGAGGGGUCAGUAGGGGGUGUAUAGUGCAGCUGAGGAUCUAGAAGAGACAUUACUCCUAAUGAACAAGCUGAGACUGAGCCUCACUGACUCGCACCUCCACUACAAUCCCUCCCACCUACUCACUCAUGUCUCCCCUUUUGUCUUUUUCACAGAUGUCCAACAAUUUACUU
This is a messenger RNA of Xenopus laevis (African clawed frog), 3939 nucleotides long. RefSeq names its product GRAM domain containing 1C L homeolog (gene gramd1c.L). NCBI's taxonomy places the organism in Eukaryota, Metazoa, Chordata, Amphibia, Anura, Pipidae. Gene Ontology annotation, biological process: intracellular sterol transport. Gene Ontology annotation, cellular component: endoplasmic reticulum-plasma membrane contact site; plasma membrane; endoplasmic reticulum membrane. The coding region runs from base 187 to 2160 and encodes 657 amino acids. The record is from RefSeq and is a predicted model, not a curated record. Gene Ontology annotation, molecular function: cholesterol binding; sterol transfer activity; sterol binding. The transcript has 18 exons.